This is a messenger RNA of Zychaea mexicana, 1465 nucleotides long. Its product is annotated as WD domain protein. Lineage: Eukaryota; Fungi; Mucoromycota; Mucoromycetes; Mucorales; Lichtheimiaceae. The coding region runs from base 143 to 1288 and encodes 381 amino acids. Gene Ontology annotation, molecular function: histone binding. Gene Ontology annotation, cellular component: Set1C/COMPASS complex. The transcript has 7 exons. The record is from RefSeq and is a predicted model, not a curated record.
AUUUUUUUUAAAAAAAGCAAAGUCACAACAGCUGCUGUUUUCAACUGAGCUACUGCAUCAAUUCUUAAGCACAAAACUAAAGUUUGAUCACUUCCCUCCUUCGACUUUCGAUUAGACUUUACGCGACAACAAUAAUAAAGCCAUGGACACUGAAAAAUCAGAUGGAAACGGUGCAGAUAAUACCCAAUCGACAAAUGCUACUCUUGCAUCGGCCGAUCCUCAGUCGAAUGAACAACGUACCAGCGAAAAGCGAUCGGCAGAAACGAAUGCUGAUAACACACCACCAGAAAAGCAAAACAAAACAGAUUCACCAACAGCAACAGCACCAGCAGGAGCACCAACACAGCCAAGAGCAGAAGCUCGAAAACCACAAUAUGAAUUAAAGUAUUCACUUGUUGGUCAUCGUAUGUCUGUAUCCAGCGUCAAGUUUUCACCGGACGGAAAAUGGCUUGCUAGCUGCUCCGCGGAUAAGACGAUCAAGAUAUGGCAUGCACUGGAUGGAAAAUAUGAAGCAACGUUGGAGGGACACUCACAGGGUAUCUCUGAUGUGGCAUGGGCUUCCGAUUCUCAAAACCUUUGCUCUGCAUCAGACGAUAAAACCAUCCGAAUCUGGAGCUUAAGCACACGCGAAACGGUCAAAGUGCUCAAGGGUCAUUCAAAUUACGUUUUCUGUGUCAACUAUAAUCCGCAAUCUAACUUGAUUGUUUCUGGAUCAUUCGAUGAGAGUAUUAAAAUUUGGGACGUCAAGAAAGGCAAAUGUAUGAAGACUUUACCUGCUCAUUCAGAUCCUGUUUCUGCGGUACAUUUCAAUCGUGACGGCACUAUGAUUGUAUCAUGCAGCCAUGAUGGAUUGAUCCGCAUCUGGGACACAGCCAGCGGCCAAUGCUUGAAAACUUUAGUGGACGACGACAAUCCACCAGUAUCAUUUGUAAAAUUCUCACCGAACGGUAAAUACAUUUUGGCGUCGACGCUUGACAACACAUUACGGCUUUGGAACUAUCACACUGGCAAAUGUCUAAAGACAUAUCGCGGACAUGAAAACAACAAAUAUUGUAUCUUUGCCAGUUUCAGUGUAACGGGAGGCAAAUGGAUCGUCAGCGGAAGUGAAGAUCACAAUAUCUACAUAUGGAAUCUCCAGUCGAAGGAAAUUGUACAGAAACUAGAAGGCCACUCAGAUGUUGUGCUAUGCAUAGCAUGUCACCCAACAAUGAACAUCAUUGCGUCCGGGUCGAUCGACAAGGAUAAAUCCGUCAAGCUGUGGUUUGACAAGUCUCAGCCUUCAGCAUAACAGAGCCAUGUGGGCUUUUUCACAAUCUAUCUCUCUUUCACUCAAACACGCACACGCACACCAACACACACAUAGUCACACACACACAAAUUCCUACGUCUCCUACACUACUUAUGCCUUUAGCUCUAUAUCAUCCAUCAUUGAAAUUUGAUUACAAAAAAGAAAAAAGAUAAAAAG